Messenger RNA from Cetraspora pellucida, 150 nucleotides. The record is from the annotation of a GenBank genome assembly. Lineage: Eukaryota; Fungi; Glomeromycota; Glomeromycetes; Diversisporales; Gigasporaceae.
AUGAAAAAUACUCAAUACUUUAACUAUGUAGAAAAUGCCUUUUUCGACCACAAAUUUAGCAGACGUGAUAUUGAAUGCGUUAAAUUUGUUGCUGAGCAAAAUGAAACAUUUGCUUAUCAAGGUAUUGAAGCUAAGCAUCCUGCUGGCUGA